CAAAAAUAGAAGAUCUUUUAGAAGAGUCAGACCCACCACCACCACCGCGGACUUUUAACGAUUUUCCGGUUGUCUCGUCCGAAAGCGGGGAAACCUUUUUCGCUUUUGAUUAAAUAUUCAGUCCAUAAUGCUUAGAGGUUCGGACACCUUUUUAAUUCCAAGUUUUUCAAUAAGACUAUGAACAAUCAACUGAUAAACUUAACUGGAACAGUUUUGAGGAAUUUGGAGGGGCCUUCCUCCUAAACAUCUCCCGAAAAAGGCCCUUUUCUUCUUCUUUCCUACUAUUACGAGUUCCUUUGCUUUAAUUUCUGUUUUCCCUUUCUUCCAAUCCACAUAACAAAAACAUCUACCAACUGGGAAACUGUGUUAUCCUUGCUGAAAAUUCAGUUGGGGGGCCGAGGUUGCUAAUGGAGGCGAUAAAGAAGCAAGCAAGUAAAUUACGAGAACAAGUUGCUAAGCAGCAACAGGAUAUGUUUCCAAGGUUUGUUCUGGAAGAUGUGUUUUCCAAGGGUGUUGUACUCAUACCACUUACUUUAUGGCAGACAAUUUUGAGACAACUGGGACAGCUGGGCCAUGAGGCAGUAAUGAUUGAUGACACAGAAGUGGAGUCUUAUCAACAGCUUGAAAACUUGUACAAAUCUACAAGAGCAGCUAAGCAUUUUCAAAGAGACAUUGUUCGUAGCUUGGAAGGAUUAAUUUCGACAAGCAAGAAACAGAUGAAUACAACUAGAAAGUUGGCAGAAGAUUGUUGCAAAUAUGGGAUUGAGAAUCAAAGUGAGGCUCUUCAACUUGCGAGGGCUGCUUCUUGUUUUGGCACCGCACAUGUUUCAAUGGAAGAUCAUAGGGAAACCAUGCUUGGGAUUCUUUCAAGACAGGUUUGUGAACCUUUACGGGCUUCAAUUGCUGGAGCUCCACUAGAAGAUGCUCGCCACUUGACUCACCGCUAUGACAGAGUCCGUCAGGAGUUUGAAGCUCAGGCAGCUGAUGUAUUAAGGCGGAGAUCAAAAUGCAAAGAUUCUUCUGCAGAGAGCGUCAUUAAGCUCAAAAGUGCCGAAGCAAGAUUGACCGAACUUAAAUCUUCAAUGUUGGCACUUGGGAGAGAAGCAACUUCCGCUAUGCUAUCAGUCGAAGAUGACCAACAACAACUUACUUUUCAGAAGCUCCUUACCAUGGUAGAUGCAGAGAGAUCUUAUCAUCAGCAUAUUGUUGCUCUAUUGGAGAAGCUUCAUUCUGAGAUGAUUCUGGAGGAGCAGCUAGCUGAGCCUUCACAGGAUCUCUCACCUCCGCUAAAAGAUAACAUUUCAUCUCAAAAUCAUGAUACGGUAAUCAAGUCUGCUUGUUUGCGAAGUGCAGAUGGGAAUGAUUCCUACUUUAUUGGAAAGGUUAUACACUCAUUUGAUGCCCAAACAGAUGGUGAGCUAAGCCUUGCUGUUGGUGACUAUGUUGUCGUCAGACAGGUUGCUUCCAAUGGAUGGUCCGAAGGAGAAUGCAAGGGAGAGGCUGGAUGGUUUCCUUCAGCAUAUGUAGAGUGGAAAGAAAAAGUUCCUGUUAGCCAAGUAUCUUGA
This is a messenger RNA of Oldenlandia corymbosa var. corymbosa, 1565 nucleotides long. NCBI's taxonomy places the organism in Eukaryota, Viridiplantae, Streptophyta, Magnoliopsida, Gentianales, Rubiaceae. The record is from the annotation of a GenBank genome assembly.